Messenger RNA from Diorhabda sublineata, 2268 nucleotides. RefSeq lists its product as uncharacterized. Gene Ontology annotation, molecular function: zinc ion binding; ubiquitin conjugating enzyme binding; ubiquitin protein ligase activity. The coding region runs from base 134 to 1663 and encodes 509 amino acids. The transcript is spliced from 4 exons. Gene Ontology annotation, cellular component: cytoplasm. NCBI's taxonomy places the organism in Eukaryota, Metazoa, Arthropoda, Insecta, Coleoptera, Chrysomelidae. The record is from RefSeq and is a predicted model, not a curated record. Gene Ontology annotation, biological process: multicellular organism development; proteasome-mediated ubiquitin-dependent protein catabolic process.
UGAUGAUUCACUAUUUAAUGUUAUUUGUUAAUUAUUAAUUUGAUAUUCGUACGCGAUUUAUAGUUUGAAAAAAAAUGAAUUAAUAAUUAUUAGUUUUUAGAUUAUAUUUUGAUAUUGUUCACUUUCGGCAAAGAUGAGUGCUUGUGUUUCCCUACCUUCGGAUAUAUUGGAAUCUUUAAUUUGCUCAAAUUGUAGCAACUAUUUGUCUGUAUUUCCAAUUUAUACAAAGAUUGAUAAUUCAGGUGCAUUAUGCGGCCGAUGCAAGGUCGCGGAAGUUGAUAAAUAUUUAAAAGACGAAGCUUACGAAUGCAUAGCUCAAUUUUUAACUUUUCCAUGCAUGUAUACCAAAAACGGAUGCACCGAGAAUCAUAUUCCGACAAAAUUAGAACAGCAUGAACGACGGUGUUCCUGGCAAAAAUUGGGUUGUCCGAGCAAAAAUUAUUCAAAAUGUCAGUGGAUAGGACAUAGAUCUGAUUUAGAGAAACAUUUCGCUUCACAGCAUCCAAAUCUCGUAUUAAAAGAUCGUCAAUUUCAAUUAAGUUUCAUAAAUUCACUAGAAGAAACAUAUUUGUUGUCUUAUAUGGAAGAAUUGUUUAUUUUAAAAAAGGAAAUCGACGCCAUGAAAGCGAAUUGCUAUUGUUCGGUACAACAUCUUCAAUCGAGUGAAGAAUCUAAUAGUUUCGGUUACUCAUUAAAAAUUGAGAGCAGUGAUAAGAACUACUUCUUUAAUUGCCCUGAAAAAAGUACUUGCAGUGAUGAAAAGUUGAAUUGCACCCAAAUUACUGCCGAUAUUAUCAAAGAAAAACUCUUUGGAUCGGAUUCAGUUAUAGUUAAUGUCAAUAUUUAUAUUUAUUAUAAAUCGUACUCUUUAACUGACUUUUUUUUAUAUACGACGGUAAUCCAAAAAGAAAACAGUUUGGAAUUCAAGGUGAAUUGGGACUUAUUGGCAGAAAUGGAAUGUCCAAUUUGCUAUAAUUACAUGCUACCACCGAUAUUCCAAUGUAUCCAUGGUCAUAGUUUAUGCGGAGCUUGUAAAGAGAAUAUAAACGGGAUCUGCAAAAAAGUCGUUAAAGAUACCAGGAACUUUACACUAGAAAAAACGGCGAACCGUUUACUAUAUCCCUGCAAAUUUCACAAAUCCGGUUGCACUUAUUCGUGUCUAGCAACCGAAAUAAAAGAGCAUCAAAGUAGUUGCAGAUUCGGUCCUCAAGAAUGUCCAUUAAGCGAUUCCACUGAUUGCAGUUGGAGUGGUUUCCAUUCCGAAGUUUUCGCUCACGUGGAAAACAACCACAACGACGAUAUUCUAAAAGGCGAUAAAAUCGAAAUACCUUUCGAAAGGGAUCGAACGUCCAGCGUGGUGUAUUUGAUCGAACGCAAAAAAAAAAUUUUCAAAUUAUGUUACGCAUUCGACGGAUCGAAAUUUUAUUGGUGCGUGCAAUUGGUUGGAUUUUCGGAGGUAGCCAAAGAUUACAGGUUCGAGGUCGAUUUGAUAGAUUUGAGCGGUUCAAAGUUGAGGUUUUAUCACUUGGGGUUGGUGGUACCGCUCACGAAAUUGGCGGAUUGUUACAAAUGUCCCGGAAAAUUCGUCGUGGCUACGUUGGAACAAGUGGAAAAUUUCGUUACCAAUUCCAUUUGUUUCAGGGUUAACAUUGUUGAAAAAUGAUUCUUUCUAUUCGUUUUAGAAUCAACGUUGUUGAGAAUAUGAUUUUUUUUGUUAUUUUUUCUAUUUUUUACGCAUAGGUCUUUGUUUUUUGGGGAGUAUCUUACGAGGGCUGUCGAAAAAGUAAGAAACGAAAUAUUGGAAACAAAUGGUUAUAAUUGGCCAUAAACAUUAGUGAUAGACAAGUUGCUUUUUCUUCUUCUUUUUUGGAAAAUUGUGAAAAUCACUAGGCACAGAAUCGAAAUUAUAGGGGAGGAAAUCUUUCAAUUAGUCAUUUUAAGUCGGGUAUUGUCGUGAUAAAACUAGUUUUGAACAAUUUUUCGUGAAAAUUGUGUUCCCCCACUCCAUAGACUGUAGUUUUGUCUCUCAAUCGACUCAAACCAACGUUUCGUCACCGAUUCAGUUACGAAUCACCAAUAAAGUGUCUAGAAAUGGCGUUAUUUUGGAAUAUAUACCGAUAAUUUUCGAGAUCAAGAUGUCGAACAUUUUUUACUUUUUUAAAAACCCUUGUAUAUCAUUUAUUUUAUUCCGACAAUAUAUAUGUAUUUAGUUUUAAUAGUUUUUAAAUCAUGUAUAAUGUCCAAAAUAAAAAAUAAACGUAUAAAACU